Molecule: messenger RNA, 1700 nt
Organism: Actinia tenebrosa (Australian red waratah sea anemone)
Lineage: Eukaryota; Metazoa; Cnidaria; Anthozoa; Actiniaria; Actiniidae
Product: ankyrin repeat domain-containing protein 61
Biological process (GO): intracellular signal transduction
Molecular function (GO): protein binding
Source: RefSeq, a predicted model, not a curated record
UCCAAAAACAAAAGAUGCGACGCCUGAUUGGUCAACGCCCAGUCAAUGUAUCACAGGUCGAUACGAUAGGUACGUCAAAUCCAUUGAUAAUCCUUGAGCGCGCUUUACUUGCUAAGUAAAAUCGCAGUCAUUGCAGUUCUCUGUUGGUUAUACUGUGAAGGUUUGUCGGAAAGAAGACAAGAUGGAAGUACUACUAGAUGCAGUAGCCAUUGAUGAUGUUGCCAAAGUCAACUCAGUCUUAAUUUCUUUAGAAUCAAACGCCGAAGUCGAAAACAACAGAGCUAACGACGACAUGAUCUUCUCAGACCAAGAUUUACGAGAUGCUUUUGUUCAAGCCGCAUUUUUUGGCUCUCUUAAAAGCCUUAUGUCUUUGAGGAAAUAUGUUUCAGAUAUUAAUGGCCUUGGAAAGCUGAGAGAUUGGUACCCAGACUACCGCGUCUCACCACUUCGAGCGGCGGUGGAGAAUGAUAAACUGGAGGUUAUAAACUGGCUUUGCUCUAUUGGCGCCGAUACCAAUUACCCCGAGUGCGUCUGCAGUAUUUACUAUUCAAAUCAUGUAUCCACUUCUUGUUUUUCGAACUUCUGCUCCAUUCCUUGUCAUGUGCCUUUACAUUUUGCUAGAUCUAGCGCAUGCGUAGACAUACUCUUGGCUCAUGGAGCGAGCAUCAACGCGCAAGACUGUAUGGGCAAAACUCCAUUGUCCAUGGCARCGCUCAAUGGACGCCUUGACGUGAUGGAAAAACUGUGUAAGGAAGGUGCUGAUGUGGGACUUGGGAGUAUCUGGGGAGCAGCACCACUGGUUUAUGCUCAGCAUAUACAGUUAAAGAAAGAUCGCAUUGCAGCCACCGAAAUUCUCUGUCGCUUUGGUGCUGAUGUCAAUUUUCAAGAUCGAAAUGGUAGAACUUGCUUACACGUGGCAAAGGAUGUGGAAUGUGUGCAGAUUGUUUUAGCUUAUGGAGCAGAUCCCAGUAUAGAAACCAUCUUCGGCAAAACUGCUAUUGUAACUGCUGCAGAAAAUCAACUGUGGUCAAUAGUGUGGAUUCUCUACGAUGCAGAGGUACGCACCAACAUUGGUCUCUUAUCCAGUGGAGUGUCGUUGUUUUCGUCUCUCCCAGUAGAUGUAUUAACUUGGUUGCUCAAGCUUUCGAAUGACGUCCGAGACUUGACCCAUCUUUGUCGAUCUGUUAUAAGAUCACAGUUACUAAGAAAUAACAGUAACAUGGACGAGGCAAUUGCUUGUUUGCCCAUCCCCCCACGGGUCAAGUUUUAUUUAGCCCUGUGGUACCAUACUCAGGAUUCCGACUUGCUAUAAACCAACCGCGAUGGUGUUGCUGGAAAACGCGUAAUUCAACCAUUAUUAUCAGUAGGAAUUGUGGAAUUACAAAUGGCCGUUUCGAUAUAAUAAUUUUACUGGCAGUGAAACACGACACUGGUAAUGAACUACUAAGCAGGGAGGUCUUCGCUCUCUUGACCUAAAUGUCACAAUAGACCUUUUUGUCGAUACGGCGGCCAUCUUGUAUUCUGUUGUUUGAAUUAAAAUCAUUUGAAAACCUAACACCGCCACUAUAUCAGCUUUAUAAAUUUUCAACGUUUGCCCGCAUUAGAUAGCGUAAUUAAAGAUGGCCGUACAGUGCGGCGGACGAUUCAUCAAAUAAUGUUCAGUUCAUCAAUAAAAGUGGAACUUGACAAGUUACCAUCGA